Messenger RNA from Microthlaspi erraticum, 2265 nucleotides. The record is from the annotation of a GenBank genome assembly. Lineage: Eukaryota; Viridiplantae; Streptophyta; Magnoliopsida; Brassicales; Brassicaceae.
AUGAGUGAUUACUUGAGCCUGAGAGGUACAAACAAGGUGAUUAACCAGAUUAUUGACCAACAAGAGAUCAAGAUAUGCUGGGCAAUUUGCUUGGCUCGACAAUUUACAUCGUUGCUCCGAGCGGAAGGGAUACUUAGUGACAACCAAGAAAUUUCAAUUCAAUAUCUGGUCAACCAGAUGAAAAGUUUAGUCGCGAGAGAUGAUUGGGAAGGAGGGAUUGAUUCUUUACAACUGGUGCAACGAAUUUUGCUGAAUGGCGUAGUUUUGGAGAACUACUGCCCAUUGACCUUCGAUUUAGCCUCAACAAACCCCAUCGGAGGUUAUGCAGGAGCAGAGAAGUUCGCAGCGAUAAUGCAUGUCCACACUAGUAACCAAUAUACAUCUCCAGAACUUUUCGAAGCCGCAAUAUCCCAAUUAAGAAAAACAUCAACCAUCACCUGUGUUGUGCGGGGCUACGCAUCGAUGCAUAUGAAUAAUGGAUUUGAUGCUUACGUGCCAACGUUGGCUGAUCAUGCAAUUUACGAGCUUGACCGGAGAAUAGGCGAUCAUUGUAUGCUAAUUACUGGGGAAGGGUUUGACAGCAGAGGGAUUCCCUACUGGGAGGUUCAAGAUAGCUAUGGGGUAAGACAAGGCGACGCAGGAUAUAUCAGAAUAGCAAAAGGUGUUGUUUAUGCAUUUGUCGAAUUGAUAGUGUUCAGGGUGGGUGAGGACCCAGGCGAUGGAAGCAACAAAGUUCCUGAGGUUGGCAUAGGAAAGGGUGGCAACGGUUCCUUUUUCCAUGACGAAGCAAAGAAUAGCGAGGCAGAUGCAGAUGGGGAUAAAAAAAGUUUGAACGUUCGCAAAGAUCAAAGUUUCUUGAAGGAUACACAGUCAUGUGAUGAUGAAGAGAUACUGGUCUCUUCAAUAGAAGAGAAGGAAGAAGUGCUUCAGCCUCGUGAGUCGCCUGAAACUAAGUAUAACUUGCGCAAAAGUCUUGCCUGGGACAAUGCGUUCAUCACUAGCGACGGUGUUUUGGAACCUGAAGAGUUGACAAGCAUGAUGGAAAGCAAUAACAAGAGUGAAAGGAAAGGUUUACCUACCAUUGAAGAGGAUGUUAAUAGAUCAACAGAGUCCAUUUCUACAUUUCAGAGUGACUGCACUGUGGAAAACAGUCAGGAAUUAGUUUUGUUUGAAGAUGUGAGAGCGUCUAUUCAAAGGUCUUCUGCUAAAGGAUCUGGUGCUGCAACACCUGGAAAGUAUAAUGAACUGGGAGAAACAGAAGUAGCAACCAGCCCAACUUCAAGUACACUGGACGUUGUUGCCUCUCAGGAACAGUUGAAACCCAAAGCCAGUCCUAAAAAGCUGAGUAUUAGAGCACAAGGACUAGGGAAGGCAACAAAACAGCCUGUUGCUACAAGAGGUCUCAGUACAUCUAUUUCCAAGCCACCUAACGGAGUUAGCAAAGUCAGGCCGGCCUUGGCAACAACAUCAACGAAGAGGGCAUCAGUAGAUAUGACCAAAACCAAACUAGAAAGGAAUCCCAAAUUUCCAGCAGGCAAAGAGCCUUUGGGUACUAGAAUAUCCAUUUCACGAAGUGCCAGACCCACAUUGCCAAAACAUGCUGUGCCUAAGUCAACUAUACGUUCUUCAACUGCGUCAAAGAAUGAAUUGACAUCUUCUUGCUCUUCACUAGAGAGCUGUGCAAGUGCUUCAUCGAGCGCUUCUCACAAAGCUUCUCUAGUUUCGACAAAGAAGAAGAAUGAUCCAAGUUCCAGAUUAGCUUCUCAGUCAUUGGCAAAUCGAUCUACAUCUAGAGGUAUCAUGGGCCAGCCGAGAAUCCCACCCCACCCAACCAAUAUGACAACCAAGUCCAAGCUUGCCUCUAGUGUGCCAUCGCGAGCUUCUGCAAGUGGUGGCAAUAUGGCUAAAAGCAACCAGAAAACCGUCUCUGGUGAAAAGCCUGUCGAGAGCUCUAAAGAUGAAUCUGUUGUUCAGGCUGAUGCUAAGGAAGGCACAAUAAGAAUUUCAGCUUUCAACAGUGGUGGCUUGGUUCCUUCAGGUUCCAUGAAAGCAUCAGGUCUCCGUGUGCCAUCCCCGAAAAUCGGCUUCUUUGAUGGAGCAAGACAUGGAUCAUCUUCAUCUGCGAGUAAGAAGUCUGGAAAGUCUCAAGCCAACAAGUCUCCAAUACAAGUGUCGUCCAAUUCAAAAACGAAGGCAAGUUCAUCUCCAAAACUGCAAAACAAAUUGUAUUCCAAAAUCAGUGCAGAAGAUCAACUUGAGGUGUGA